CUGGGCUGGCAGGACCUGUGUCUGACCUGGGACAGCAAGGAUGGCAGCUCCGUUGAUCAGGGGACACACUCAGUGAUGCUGUGGCUGGCUCUCUCCCAGACUCCUUAACUGUGUGUAAAAAGAGGGAAGGAUCCCAGCAAGGAAUAUGCUCCUGAGGUCCCUGCAGACACCCAGCACCCGAUCCGGCUGGUGGUGAUGCAGCAGGGCUCCCCUGGCACUCGCUGGGCAAAGGGGCUCAUCUCUGCCUACGAGAACCCUGCUGAUCUGCCUGGGAAAAGGACUACAGUUGUGUGAGGGACCCUGCCUGGAGCUCCAGUUCCUGCCUCUCUGCUAUGUUUACUCCCUGUGUGCAGAAGGAUCACGCAAUCCCCAGGUUCAUGAACCACCCAGCUCCAGCCAACAGCCGCUACAAACCCACUUGCUAUGAACAUGCUGCUAACUGUUACACACAUGCAUUCCUGAUUGUUCCUGCCAUCGUGGGCAGUGCCCUCCUCCAUCGGCUCUCCGACGACCGCUGGGAAAAGAUCACAGCAUGGAUGUAUGGGGUGGGGCUCUGCGCCCUCUUCAUCGUCUCCACCGUGUUCCACAUUGUUUCCUGGAAAAAGAGCCACCUAAGGACAAUGGAGCAUUGCUUUCACAUGUGUGACAGAAUGAUGAUCUAUGUCUUCAUUGCAGCAUCCUAUGCACCAUGGUUAAAUCUCCGUGAGCUGGGACCUCUGGCAUCUCACAUGAGAUGGUUUAUCUGGCUGAUGGCUGCUGGAGGAACCCUUUAUGUAUUUCUCUACCAUGAAAAGUAUAAGAUCGUUGAACUCUUUUUCUAUUUAGCGAUGGGAUUUUCUCCUGCUCUGGUAGUGACAUCCAUGAGCAACACCGAGGGACUGCAGGAGGUGGCCUGGGGAGGUUUGAUCUAUUGCCUGGGUGUGGUGUUCUUCAAGAGUGAUGGAGUGAUCCCCUUUGCCCACGCCAUCUGGCAUGUUUUUGUGGCCACAGCGGCUGCUGUCCAUUACUACGCCAUUUGGAAGUACCUUUACAGAAGUCCUGCAGACAUCAUUCGUCACUUAUGAGAUUAUACAAAAAAUAAUCUGCACUUGGCCUCUGUAACAGUAUUAUUUGACUUAAAGAAUUUGGGGGAAUUGGAAAAAUUGCACAGCAAAACUGCACUGACUUUGGUAGUUCUGUGAACACAAUUACUGUGAACUGAUGUUUGCGUCCUGCCAUUUCCCAUCACAUGGCAAGUGCUGUAAAUAACCAAGAUACUGUACUGCAAUAACCAAGAGUCCAUUCCACGUUAGCAGAACUGGCUACCUGAUGUUUACAAACAAAUUUUGUAUGCUAGUUUAAUUUUACAAUUUUUAACUACGUGAAUUUUUCUAAAUUAGUGAUUCAAAUGGUGAAGUCAGUGCAAUAGUGAAAACAUAAUGCUCUUGACGUGAAAUUGGUUUCUAUCACCUUUCCACUAGUCAUUUCUUAAACAUGAAGCAGAGACAGCUAAUCUACUUUACCACCCAUUAUCUUGGUAUAAUGUGACUUUUAUAGAAACUUUUCUGUGUUUUUUGUAAACUUUAAAAGUACAUUUAUUGAACUGAAGACACACAACUGUCAUCUAUGCAGUUAUUCAUGUUGCAAACUCUUGCAAGAAACGGUUACAUUCCACACCCUGUUCUGAGGAGCAAACAUUGUACCUCUUCUGAAGUUUGUGUUGCAGCUGUAGUUGUAAUAACCACUUUUACAAACUAAAACCUAAAUGUGAUUCUGCUGAGUUCUAACAUUGCAGCAUUCUGCUCAUUUACAGUACCACUGAACCAGACCUUAAGUUGGCUUUAUUUGUGAUGAAGAGCUGUAAAAGGAAUAGCUGAGGUGAUUUUCUCCUCCCAAGUUCCCAGCUGUACCCAUGCUGCCCAGGUAGGGGGCUCAUGUGGGGAAUAUCCCCCAUCCAAGCCAGGGCCACUCAUUUCCCCAGCCCACGUACACACACGUGGCAUUGAGACUUGGGCUUCAAAGGGGCUUAAACUGACAGGUCCCACCAGCUUUUGGUGGGGUGGGGGUGGUUCUACUGACUGGUCCCACCAGCUUUUGGUGGGGUGGUUCUGCUGGGAAACCCAGGUGGGAGCAGCAGGCAGAGCGUUGCUGAGCACCUGUAGCUCAGGGUUCUUCACAAGCACAGCCUGGCAGGGAGCCGAGCUUGGAGGAUGUGGUAGUGUGUCACUUGUCAUCCUGGAACUUCACACAGAGUCUAACUGGUCUUUGUUACUGUCUGUCUGUACAGGAAAUCCAACUGUGGUAGCAAGUCAUGAUUGUAGGACAUGUGCUCAAAUGACCAGUGUAGAAGAGUCAUUGUAAUCCUGUUUGUCCAAUAAUUGUAUCCCGUCCCACUAUGUAAUGAAUGUCUUAUAUUAAGAUUGACUUUAUCCUUUUUCUAAUUUACUCAGUUUUACAUCUCAGUAUUUAAAAACAAAACCAAAAUGUGUUGCCUUUUUCAGAUUUUGUUCUGGGUAUUGCCUGUCUGCAAACAAUAAAUAGCAAGAUAGGGAUGUUUCAAAAGUCCUGUUUCACUCAGAUUUGCCAGAGGGACGCAAGUUUUAGAAUAUUUACAUUUGUAUAGGGAAUUUACCAGAGGGACAAACUUUAAAUUCAAGACAUGGAAGAAUUGCUGUGUGGUGUAGCAGGUGAUCAGUGAAGUGGCAGCACCACAGCAAACUCAAACUGCCCCAAAAGAGAGCAGGUGGGCAGGUGAUUCUGCUACAACAGUCUUGCAGAUCUGGAUGCCUCAGUUUUUUAACAUUGUGUCUGUUUUAAUAUUUUCCACUUUUUGUGAGUCCAUAUAUUUUGUCGAAAUGCAGUACUGCUAAAACCACUAAAAUAUAUGUAAAAGUUUUCUGUAGUCAAAAGUUAAACUAUUGCUUGAAUAUGUUUGUUUUAAUUUUAAGUUAAUUUUUCAUGGCAUUUGCUUUUUGGAGUGUUUGAAAUGGUUUUUAAAAAGUUUCAAUUCGCCAAAAAUAUUUUGAAUUACUGUAUUCUAGUCAAUAUGAUACUGAAUGUACUAGACUAACAAUAAACAUUUGGUGCAAUUUGGA
This is a messenger RNA of Motacilla alba alba, 3074 nucleotides long. RefSeq names its product monocyte to macrophage differentiation associated (gene MMD). The record is from RefSeq and is a predicted model, not a curated record. Lineage: Eukaryota; Metazoa; Chordata; Aves; Passeriformes; Motacillidae. Gene Ontology annotation, molecular function: pore-forming activity. Gene Ontology annotation, cellular component: membrane. Bases 333 to 1064 code for a protein of 243 amino acids. The transcript has 8 exons.